AUGAACAGAGUAACAAAAAAACUUGCUCCAGGAAGAGUAUCAGUACCUAAUCUGAGAAUUCUGGGCCAACUCAACUUCAGUCUUGUUGACAUUAGCAAGUCUUGCUCACUUUGUGAGAAGUCCUUUAAAGAUCACUGGAAUCUUAAAAGACAUUUGCAAAGAUGUCAUAACAUAACGAAAACAGUUGCAGAUGAUAUGAGCAUAGUCCAGGAGACCAAAUAUCAAGAUAUACAGAUGAGCGACAGCCCAAAAAAUUCGCUUACACCAAGUGAAAGUGUGGAAGAGGAAUCAGACGUUGAUAAUGAAUACUACAACAGUAUCUUAAAUUAUGACAAGUGUGAAGAAAGUGAUGAUGGAAGUAGAGUUGACAAUAGUGAUUUUGAUGUUGAGGAAGACACAGAGCCAAACGCAGGCAUUUCUCUGUUUAAUCACAUCUUGAACAACAUGUCUGCUUUUGCCAAUAACAACGAAUCUUCAAUUGAUGAAGAGGAUGAAUUCCGGAGUGAAGUGUUUAACUCUACAAUCCACGAAGAAGCUAUUAGAAAAGAUAUUUCUUUCAAGUUGCCCUGGUUAGAUACACUCUGGAAUUACCAGACACAAAAAGAAUCGAAUAUCCUAAUUUUCAAAUCGAAAAUUUUAGAUGUUACUCUCUCUGACAGCACAAAAGUCACUGCAUUCCUUAACUUGCCUUCCAAGCACAUCAAACUCCUUGCUGCCGAUCCUAUAAAAAAAUAUUACAAGGUAAAGAUUGCACCUGUAAUUCUUUUCUUGGAUGAUACUUCUGGAAACACCUCUAAGCAAUUUAAUCCAUAUGAGAGCUGGUCAAUGAAAUGUGCAGCCCUCUCUUUUGAGGAAAGGUGCUCCAUAGAGAAUAUCUUAUUUAUAUCAGCAAUUCCAAAGAAGAAAGAUGCAAACGCUGUCGUGUUGUUACCUGAAAUUGUUGAUGAUUUGAAGAAGCUAGAAAACGGCAUGGUAAUGUUCUCUGCAGAAGAUAAUGCAUAUGUUCUUGUGGCAGAUACACCUUGUCACUCAGAGCUUUGUGGUUUAGGUGCACCCAACUCAACUUACCCUUGUAGAAAGUACUACAUUAAAUUGCAAAGUCAAAUCCCCAAGUUGAACAAAGUUGAAUACUAUACUAACAGGCAUCCAACAAGAACCAAGGAUCAUUAUAUCCAGGCCGCUUCUAUAUCAGACAGAGAUACAGUGAUCCCUGAUAUUCCUUACUUUGACAGCAAAAAUACAGCAGAAGAGUUAAGUCUUAAAAACAAGUCAACAGACAAACUGCUAGAACUUAAAGCAUAUGACCAGUCAAAAGACACUCCUGCUGAAAUAUUGCACUACAUUCUCCUUGGCAUUGCAAAGUAUCUUAUUACCAAUCUGGUUAAAGUUGUCUUGAACAAAAACAAAAAAGAACUAGAAGAACUGUUUGAUUAUGUUAAAGACUACACAAAUUCCAGAGACAUAUCAAGAGCGUUUACAAGGUCUCUCACUCAUGCUGGUUCAUUUCUUAGUAGAGACUUCAAGGUACUAAUCCAAAUACUUCCGGCAAUCCUGGCCAUAAAGUUUGCAGAUACAGAAGUAUUACAGGAAAUCACUCCCCUCUUUGUUCGUCUCGGCCGUCUAUGCUCUCUAGUAUUUGUUCGAUCUAUUGACAGUCAAUAUGAGACAUAUAUCAGUGAAGUAGACUCUGCCAUUAGAAGUCUAAUUGAAGCCCUACACAAAUACGACACUAACUAUAUAUGUCUCAAAUUUGGUAAACAAUAUAUGACAAGACAUAUUAUUGAUGGUGGUUCAUGGAUAGGCAAGAAUGGUUUAAGGGAAACCCGUGGAAAAGCUAUUGCAGAAUACAUGCAGCAAAACUCUGAUGGGAAAUUCCAUGAAACUUUGCUCGGUGGGUCCAGAGAAUUUGCAGACAACAAUGGUACAGGUUUGACCCCUGGAAGGAUAUUAAAAGACAAUACAUUUUCUCUAUUUAGACAAAGCAAUGGACAUAUCAUUAUUGGAAUAGUGCUUUUUUCUAAAGUAUACCAUUUGUAUAUCGAAUAUCUAUCCGCACAUGCUGUUAACAACAAUUAUCAUCUAGCACUCAAAUGUGCUGAUGAUAUAUACAUGCCACUAGAUGAAUUGAAGAUUGUUUGUCUAUUAGACAUGCAUCUGAAAGUUAGCUGUAAAUAUGUUGUUAACCUCAACAAAUUUGGUUCAUACUAG
Phycomyces blakesleeanus NRRL 1555(-) is the source of this 2208-nucleotide messenger RNA. RefSeq names its product C2H2-type zinc finger transcription factor. The coding region runs from base 1 to 2208 and encodes 735 amino acids. Lineage: Eukaryota; Fungi; Mucoromycota; Mucoromycetes; Mucorales; Phycomycetaceae. The record is from RefSeq and is a predicted model, not a curated record. The transcript has 5 exons.